AGUUUAUAUAACGUUAUUAUAUUAUUUUUUUUAUUCAAUAUAUCACGUGAUUCCAUAAUACAUCCUUUAUGCUCGAGAUAUUGUUGUAGAAAUUUUAACCUAGAUUUAUAUAGUUAUUUAUACCUGCCUUUCACUACAGACAUGGUUAUAAAGAUAUGAUUUUAGUUUGUUAAAGUAUUGCAAGUCAUCUGAUUUCUGUAACUAAUGUUAUAUGAUGACUGUAUGUUGUAAUGGUAAAUCAUCUGAUUUCUGUAACUGAUCUUAUCUGACGACUGUAUGUUGUAAUGGUAAAUCAUCUGAUUUCUUAACUGGUGUUAUCUGACGACUGUAUGUUGUACUGUCAGUGCAAUGUCUUGGUGAUACCUUCAUACAUAAACGAUCAUCAAACAAAAGAAAUAUGGUUUCCUUAACGGACUCAUCUAAGAGAAGAACAGAUGGACGGAUAAACAGACCAGGCACCCACUCUCCCGAUUUCUACCAACUUCAAAAUUUAUUGUUACAAGAACAAGCUUCUUCAACUCAUUUACCACAACGGUUAGCACCCGGAAAGGCCAUGGUGCACAUGUCAAACUUUAAAGACUACCAUGACCAGAGUGGUAACAAGAAUGCGUUACUGGAAGCUUGUAGACAUGGUUCAGUUGCUGAUGUUAGACAUUUAAUAGAUCAGGGUACAGAUGCCAACAGUAAAGACGUACAUGGUAGAACAUGUAUCUUACUUUGUAGUACAUCACUCAUUGAACCCAUUGAAAAAAUAGACUUUUUACGGUCAAAGGGAGGUUAUAUUCCAGAUAUCGACGAUGAAAACAAUAGUAUAUUACAUUUGGCUUGUGAUUUAGGGACGCUAAAAACAGUUCAGUAUCUUGUAAAUAUAGGGUUAGAUAUCAACACUAAGGGGUUUAGAAGUAGAUCUUGUAUAAUGGCGUGUAGUCAGUCUAAAACACAAGCAACUGAUAAAAUAAAAUUGUUAAGGAAAAUGGGUGGCAAUAUUCAUGAUACAGAUGUAAAAGACGAUGGUAUGUUACACUUGGCUUGUAAAUGGGGUACACUUGAUACAGUAAGAUAUCUAAUUAAUCAAGGCCUGGAUAUCAAUACUAAAGGGAGAUAUGGAAGAACAUGUAUAUUGUUAUGUAGUCAAUCUGAAACACAGGCCAUUGAGAAAAUAGAACUCUUGAUGUCAAAGGGGGUUAAUAUUUAUGAUACUGAUACCUAUAACUGUGGUAUGUUACACUUGGCUGGGAUGGCUGGUACACUAGAGACUGUCCGAUAUCUGACAGAUCAGGGACUGAACGUGAACGCGAAAAAUAUUAAUGGCCAAACAUGCAUCUUAAAAUGUGGUGCAAGUCAUACACAAGCCAUUGAGAAAAUAGAACUGCUAAGGUCAAAUGGAGGUAAUAUUUAUGAUAAGGAUAAUGAGAGGGAUGGCAUGUUACACAUGGCUUGUGCUGAUGGUACAUUAGACACUGUAAGAUAUCUGGUAGAUCUAGGAUUAGAUAUAAACGCUAAAGGUUUUAAUGGUAGAACAUGUUUGUUACAUUGUGGUCAAUCUGAAAUACAACCUAUUGAUAAAAUAGAGUUUUUAAGGCUAAAAGGAAGUAAUAUUAAUGAUACAGAUAAUUACAGUGAUGGCAUUUUACAUUUGGCGUGUGCUUUUGGUAAAUUAGAUACAGUUAGACAUCUGGUAGGUCUAGGGUUGGAUAUAAACGCUAGAGGUUUUAAAAGUAGAAGAUGUGUCCUACAAUGCAGUCAAUCUUAUAUACACGCCACUGAGAAAAUAGAAUUUUUAAGGUCAAAGGGGGCUAUUAUUAAUGAUAGGGAUGACCAAAAUAAUGGUAUGUUACACUUGGCUUGUGCCUGUGGUACAUUAGGUACUGUAAAACAUCUGGUAGAUCUAGGAUUAGAUAUAAACACUAAAGGCUUUAAUGGUAGAACAUGUAUCUUACAGUGUAGUGAAGCUAAAACACAAACUAUUAAGAAAAUAGAAUUUUUAAGGUCAAAGGGAGGUAAUAUUAAUGACAGGGAUGAUAAAAAUAAUGGUAUGUUACAAAUAGCAUGUGCUUUUGGUAAAUUAGAUACAGUUAGACAUCUAGUAGGUCUAGGGUUAGAUAUAAACACUAAAGGUUUUCAUAGUAGAACGUGUAUCCUACAGUGUAGCCAAUCAAGAACAGACCCCAUUGAGAAAAUAGAAUUAUUACGGUCAAAGGGAGGUAAUAUUUAUGAUAUUGAUGAUAAGAACCGCGGUAUAUUAGACUUGGCUUGUAUAUCGGGUACAUUAGACACAGUAAGAUACCUGAUAGAUCUUGGGUUGGAUGUCAACACUAAAGGUAUUAAUGGCGUAACAUGCAUCUUAAAGUGUGGUGCAAGUCAAAUACAAUCCAUUGAGAAAAUAGAAUUGUUAAGGUCAAAAGGGGGUAAUAUUGACGAUAGGGAUGAUGAUAAUAAAAGCAUAUUACACAUCGCUUGUGCUUUUGGUACAUUAGACACCGUUCAGUAUCUAGUACAUCUGGGACUAGAUCCAAACAGUAAAGAUAAAUCAGGAAACACGCCUGUUUCAUUCAUGUUAAAGUCUGGUGUACAAUCUCCUAAAAAACUUAAAUAUUUAAUAUCAGCAGGUGCCAAACUGUCAUGGCUCGAGCGGUUAACAUUCGUGUAUCAUUCUUUAUUUUAACAGCUCCUUGAUUGAGUCGACUGACGUGGUUUCGAAUCCCCGGUCGUACGUUUCAAUGAGUAAGGUCGCCUGUCCAACCUCGUGGGUUUUCUCCGGGUCCUCCGGUUUCCUCCCACUGCUAAAGACCCCUAUGCGCAAGCGAAUUAUUUAAAUAAAAUUAAACCAUAUGUUAGUCCCGAAAUGACCUAGUUUGUGUCGAGUGGACGUUAAACCCCAUUUCUCUCUCUCUCUCUCUUUAACAGCUCCAUCAAACACAUUUUCCUGUAUUUAACAUUUAUAUUUAUAGUUUUUAACAAUCUGAUUAAAACACAGAUCCUAUUUAGUUUCGUUUUUUUAUAGUUCAAAAUUUCUUUUAACUUGACUUUACUACACUAGGAUCUGGAAGAGUUAUUAUCAUUGACGUGUUCUGGAUGAUGUCAGGGAUUAGACAAUGAAACGGUCUGUUACGGCGAGUUCUUGCCCUUUUGAUCCACGGAAUUGUGGGUAAACCACUGGAAACGCCAACGCUGAUUGAUUAAUCAAUGUUCGAAGUCAUAAGGUCAAAAGCCGUUCUCUUUGACCCCUGACGUAAACCCCCAUUAUAACUUGUCAGAUCUUUAUGUAGUGUAGGCCAUCGAAAGUAUAAAAAAAACCGAAACGAAAUAUAGAUCUGUAUUUUAACCAGAUUGAGUUUCUGUGAUAUUUGCUUUUAUUUGUGUACAUGAAUACUUUGUGAUAUUGUAUAGUUUGUCUCAUACUAUUCACCAUAUGUUUGGCACAAUAUAGCCUGUUUGGAGCUGUCUUGCCAAAAAAGUCUUUUUCAUUCACUCACUCAUUCGCUAUCUCGUCGUAAAGCAGUUUUAUUCAAGUUGACAUAAAGUUCAUGUAAUAUA
Patella vulgata (common limpet) is the source of this 3537-nucleotide messenger RNA. Its product is annotated as putative ankyrin repeat protein RF_0381. The record is from RefSeq and is a predicted model, not a curated record. Bases 398 to 2665 code for a protein of 755 amino acids. NCBI's taxonomy places the organism in Eukaryota, Metazoa, Mollusca, Gastropoda, Patellidae. The transcript has 3 exons. Gene Ontology annotation, molecular function: protein binding.